This is a messenger RNA of Debaryomyces fabryi, 1038 nucleotides long. RefSeq names its product galactose-responsive transcription factor (gene GAL4). Bases 1 to 1038 code for a protein of 345 amino acids. NCBI's taxonomy places the organism in Eukaryota, Fungi, Ascomycota, Pichiomycetes, Serinales, Debaryomycetaceae. Gene Ontology annotation, biological process: regulation of DNA-templated transcription. The record is from RefSeq and is a predicted model, not a curated record. The transcript has a single exon. Gene Ontology annotation, molecular function: DNA-binding transcription factor activity, RNA polymerase II-specific; zinc ion binding.
AUGAAGAUACCUACUAAUUUAGCAGCAGAAAAUCACCAUGAUAACACCCUUAUAGAGCAAGCAUGCGAUUCAUGCCGGAAAAGAAAACUAAAAUGCUCUAAAGAGUCACCUAAGUGCUCGAAGUGUAUUCAGCAUAAUUGGUGUUGUUCAUAUAGCCCACGUACAGUGAGGUCUCCAUUAACCAGAGCUCAUUUGACACAAGUGGAAAAUAAGGUCAAAUCGUUGGAAAAUCUAAUUACAUACUUGUUACCUCAGGAGGUAAACUCGAGAGGAAUUGACCAAUUACUUUACCAGAACACGUUUAAGGACGUGUUGAGGCCUUAUAGAGAUUUGUUACAGAAUGACAGUCCAUCCAACAAAGAAUUGGAACCUAGUAGUGAAAAGCAGUGUUGGAGCACGCCAGGUGCUGGUAGCGGCACGACUACUCCUCCUGCAUUCGAAGAAGGCCUUGAUCAACUGGGUUCGGUGACCCCUCAAGAGUACUCUCCUGGCAAGCCAGAGCAGUCAAGGCUAAACUCCAACGGGUGUAACUCGUUGGCCCAGUCACCAUCGUACUCGAUCUUUUCGAUGGAUGAUUCGACUUCCAAUGCUUCAAUAGACCACUCCGACCAUAACGACCACAACAGAAUUGACAAUGAUAAAAUCAAGCAAGAAAUAAUCGACGAUUUCAUACUAAAUAGCAUCCCCACCGAUAACAAACGCAACCAAUGUCAGUUUAUAACCCCUUCGGUUAUAAAGCACGAAUACUCCCCAUACCCAUACCAACAACAACCACGUCCCAAGAACAUUUCGAACACCACAACAUCUGCGACAUCACUCACAUCCCCAUCGUCUCUUCUUUCACUUAAUUCUUACUGCGACAAUAUAAACGAAGACGAAGAAAUACCUAAGAAGUCCUACUCUUCAUCUGCUAGGCUGCCCGCUAAUAAAAAGUUUGAAGAUCUCGAUCUUUUGAUUUCAUCAAACGGUAUCAAUGAUACUAACUAUAACUUGAUAUUCGAUGAAGUUAUGGAUGACUCACCCAUGAUUAAUGGGUGA